AAGAGAAUAACAGUCAUUUGUUGUGGCGUCUUCGGCGCAUGCGCGGGGGUGUUUGCGUCUUGUGCGUGGCCUACUUGGCGGAGGCGUUGUUUCCUCUUCCGUUACUGCCUCUUAACCCUGCGCCAUGGCAGACCCUCGCGUCAGACAGAUCAAAAUCAAAACGGGCGUAGUGAAACGUUUGGCAAAGGAAAGGGUUAUGUAUGAAAAAGAAGCAAAACAGCAGGAAGAAAAGAUUGAAAAAAUGAAAACUGAAGAUCCUGAUGACUAUUCAAUAAAAAAGCAGAUUGAAGUCUUGCAGGAAUCUCGAAUGAUGAUUCCAGAUUGCCAACGCAGAUUAGAAGCUGCACGGGCCGAUCUUGUUCAGCUAUUGGAAAAUGAAAAGGAAUUGGAAGAAACUGAUGAAUAUAAAGAUGCAUUCUCAGUACUGGAGUCAAUAAAGUUAGAUGCCUAGAUUGUGUUUACACUACUUUAUGUUUGCCUCGGUAUUGGGUCCAUUUGCCACUCUUUACUAAUAUUUGGCCAUUGCUGUAUUUGUGUAGUCUUUACGUAUGAUGAUGUGCUAAAACUGUUUUUUAUUCAAUUUAAACUAAUUUAGCCUAAUCUUUCUUUGAAAUUUUUCGAAACACUUUCUUGAAAGCUGUAUAAUCAGAAUACAGACUGCAAAUAAAAAAGAAAUAAAAGAAUGAA
Messenger RNA from Anolis carolinensis (green anole), 687 nucleotides. It is a transcript of the gene tbca, whose product is annotated as tubulin folding cofactor A. Gene Ontology annotation, cellular component: microtubule cytoskeleton; cytosol. Gene Ontology annotation, molecular function: beta-tubulin binding. The record is from RefSeq and is a predicted model, not a curated record. The transcript has 4 exons. Gene Ontology annotation, biological process: post-chaperonin tubulin folding pathway; tubulin complex assembly. The coding region runs from base 125 to 451 and encodes 108 amino acids. NCBI's taxonomy places the organism in Eukaryota, Metazoa, Chordata, Lepidosauria, Squamata, Anolidae.